AUGCGAGGAUGCCUGCAGUUAGCCAGAUGGCUGAGCGCAGCACCGAAAGGCACCGCUGCAAGCCUGACCAGGGCGCCAUUUGGCCUUGCUAACGCAACUCGGUUUUUCACCAAUUCCGCUGCGCGCGCCGGCUCAAGAGCCACUGCCAGCAAACCGGUAACCGAUCUCGAGAACAGAAUAUCCGCGAUUCCGAUCGAGCGCUACCGCAAUUUCUGCAUCGUCGCCCACGUUGAUCAUGGCAAAAGCACCCUUUCCGACCGGCUGCUCGAACUGACGGGCACCAUCCAGCCCGGUUCGAACAAGCAAGUCCUGGACAAACUCGAUGUCGAACGAGAACGCGGCAUCACUGUGAAGGCACAGACGUGUACUAUGAUAUAUAACCACAACGGCGAAGACUACUUGUUGCAUCUGGUUGAUACCCCGGGACAUGUGGACUUCCGCGCGGAGGUCUCGCGCAGUUAUGCCAGCUGCGGAGGAGCACUGCUCUUGGUCGACGCCAGUCAGGGAGUCCAGGCACAGACGGUUGCGAACUUUUAUCUUGCUUUUGCACAGGGAUUAGAAUUGAUCCCCGUCAUCAACAAGGUGGAUCUACCGUCGGCUGAGCCACAGCGGGCUUUAGACCAGAUGAAGCAUACCUUUGAGCUUGAUACAGAAAACGCAGUCAUGGUUUCGGCCAAGACAGGACUCAAUGUCGAGCAGUUGCUUCCGACAGUUGUUGACAAGAUUCCUGCGCCGAUCGGCGAUUGCAAGAAACCCCUCCGAAUGUUACUCGUUGAUUCCUGGUAUGAUUCCUACAAGGGUGUUAUCUGUUUGGUUCGUAUCUUCGACGGCGAACUGCGGGCUGGCCAGCAAGUUGUGUCAUUUGCCACGGGUCUCAAAUACUAUGUGGGAGAAGUAGGAAUUAUGUAUCCGAACGAGACAGCGCAGAGCGUGAUCCGUGCUGGUCAAGUCGGUUAUAUCUAUUUCAACCCCGGCAUGAAACGGAGCCAGGAAGCGAAAAUUGGCGACACAUUUACAAAGGUCGGCUCGGAGAAAGCUGUGCAGCCCCUUCCAGGCUUCGAAGAGCCGAAGGCAAUGGUCUUUGUCGCCGCUUAUCCUGUGGAUGCGGACCAUUUCGAGCAUCUGGAAGACAGUAUCAACCAGCUUGUGCUCAAUGAUAGAAGUAUCACGGUUCAGAAGGAGUCCUCGGAGGCCCUUGGUGCAGGCUUCAGACUCGGAUUCCUUGGGACCUUGCAUUGUUCGGUCUUCGAGGAUCGUCUGCGUCAGGAACACGGCGCCAGUAUCAUCAUCACUCCCCCUUCAGUGCCUGUGAAGGUCAUUUGGACGGACGGCAAAGAGGAAAUCAUCACGAGCCCAGUCCGUUUCCCAGAUGAUGAGGAAGUGCGUAACAAGAUCGCAGAGAUUCAAGAGCCGUAUGUCCUGGCCACAUUGACAUUCCCAGAAGAAUAUCUUGGCAAAGUGAUCGAACUUUGCGAGGCCAAUCGGGGUGAGCAGAAGACUCUCGAGUAUUUCACAGCAACCCAGGUCAUUCUCAAGUAUGAGCUGCCUCUUGCGCAAUUGGUUGACGACUUCUUUGGAAAGCUGAAAGGGUCUACCAAAGGAUAUGCCAGCUUGGACUAUGAAGAAUCCGCGUGGCAACCGGGACAUAUCGUCAAGCUGCAACUCUUGGUCAACAAGGCACCGGUCGAUGCUGUUGCGCGCAUCAUGCAUUCGAGCCAAGUCGAUAGGCUCGCAAGACAAUGGGUAACCAAGUUCAAACAACACGUCGAUCGACAGCUGUUCGAAGUCGUGAUCCAGGCUGCUGUCGGUCGCAAGGUCAUCGCACGAGAGACGGUCAAGCCGUACCGGAAGGAUGUCUUGGCGAAGCUACAUGCUAGUGAUGUGAGUCGGCGCCGGAAACUGCUCGAGAAGCAGAAAGAAGGACGAAAGAGGCUCCGGGCAGUUGGGAACGUGGUGAUUGAGCACAAGGCAUUCCAGGCUUUUCUCGCGAAAUAG
This is a messenger RNA of Aspergillus clavatus NRRL 1, 1995 nucleotides long. Its product is annotated as GTPase GUF1. The transcript is spliced from 2 exons. NCBI's taxonomy places the organism in Eukaryota, Fungi, Ascomycota, Eurotiomycetes, Eurotiales, Aspergillaceae. Bases 1 to 1995 code for a protein of 664 amino acids. Gene Ontology annotation, biological process: positive regulation of translation. The record is from RefSeq and is a predicted model, not a curated record. Gene Ontology annotation, cellular component: mitochondrion. Gene Ontology annotation, molecular function: GTPase activity; GTP binding; mitochondrial ribosome binding.